UGUGUCUCCCCUAGGAAACUCCACUGCACUAGGAACUACAUCCACAUGCACCUGUUUGUGUCAUUCAUCUUGAAGGCAAUCGCGGUGUUUACGAAGGAUGUGGUUCUGUACCAGGUCGGAGAGGUUGACAACUGCUCCCCAGGAUCCGUGGGCUGCAAGGCGGUGAUGGUCUUCUUCCAGUACUGUAUAAUGGCCAGCUUCUUCUGGCUGCUGGUGGAAGGCCUAUAUCUCCGCGCCCUAUUGGCCGUUUCCUUCUUCUCUGAGAGAAAGUACUUCUGGUACUACAUUCUGAUUGGCUGGGGAGGGCCAACCAUCUUCAUCACAGCUUGGGGUGUGGCGAAGGCCUACUAUAAUGACGUGGGGUGCUGGGACAUAAUUGAGAAGACUGAGAUGUUCUGGUGGAUCAUUAAGACACCAAUCCUGGCCUCCAUCCUGAUGAACUUCAUCCUCUUCAUCUGCAUCAUCAGGAUCCUCCGGCAGAAGAUCAACUGUCCAGACAUUGGAAGGAACGAGUCCAACCAGUACUUGAGGCUGGCCAAGUCCACCCUGCUGCUGAUCCCUCUUUUUGGGAUCAACUUCAUCGUGUUUGCCUUCAUCCCAGAGCAGGUGAACACAGAGCAACGGCUGGUCUUCGACCUCAUACUGGGAUCAUUCCAGGGAUUUGCGGUUGCUGUUCUCUACUGCUUCUUAAACGGAGAGGUGCAGUCUGAGAUGAAGAGGAAGUGGAGGUGGUGGAACCUGCAGCACCACAUGGGUUCUGACACCACUAAGCACCAGCACCCCUCUAUGGGGAACAGUACCGGCACCACUCAGAUCUCAAUGUUGAGCUGCAGCCCAACGACACGCCGCGCAUCCUCCUCCUGCCCCCCUCCCUCCUCUCUCCCCCUCUGCCAGGACGACGACUCAAUGAUCUGACACACAGAGAAAGAGAGAGAGAGAGACACACACACAUACACACACUCAUGCCGCCAAACAUACACUUG
This is a messenger RNA of Oncorhynchus tshawytscha (Chinook salmon), 983 nucleotides long. RefSeq names its product vasoactive intestinal polypeptide receptor-like. Lineage: Eukaryota; Metazoa; Chordata; Actinopteri; Salmoniformes; Salmonidae. Gene Ontology annotation, molecular function: peptide hormone binding; vasoactive intestinal polypeptide receptor activity; G protein-coupled peptide receptor activity. The transcript is spliced from 8 exons. The annotation marks the transcript as partial. Gene Ontology annotation, biological process: adenylate cyclase-modulating G protein-coupled receptor signaling pathway; cell surface receptor signaling pathway. The record is from RefSeq and is a predicted model, not a curated record. Gene Ontology annotation, cellular component: plasma membrane.